Chara braunii is the source of this 645-nucleotide messenger RNA. The record is from the annotation of a GenBank genome assembly. NCBI's taxonomy places the organism in Eukaryota, Viridiplantae, Streptophyta, Charophyceae, Charales, Characeae.
GGACGACGAGGAGGAGGAGGAAGAAGAGGAGGAGGAGGAGGAGAAGGAGGAUGGGGAAGAGGAAGAANGAUGGAGGAGGAGGAUAACGACAACGAGGACGACGAGGAGGAGGAGGAAGAAGAGGAGGAGGAGGAGGAGAAGGAGGAUGGGGAAGAGGAAGAAGGAGAGGAGAAGGAGGAGGAGAACGAGGAGGAGGAGGAGGAAGAAGAAGAGGAGGAAGAAGAGGAGGAAGAAGAGGAGAAGGAGGAGGUGGAAGAAGAAGUGGAGCAGGAAAGAGGAGGAGCAGAAGGCGGAAGAGGAGGAGGAGGGGGAGGAGGAGGAGGAGGAGUAGGAGGAGGAGGAGGAGGAGGAGGACGAAGGGAACAAACUCACUUGGCGCGGGCGGGUGAUGGCGCGUGGGUUGCGGCCGUUGGGUGUCGGAAUUCGGCAGCUGCAACGCCGAACUCCACCGACAAGGCAGUGCGAAUUCGCGUGCCAGACAGCGCGUCGUCGUCUCGAAAUUCGAAUUUGAAAUCGGCCCGAUCUGGGCCGUCGAUCGCAAAGAUCGGAUGGCGUAGAUUGGGCCAUUUUCAUUUUUGAUUUUCGAGGCCCUGUCGGCCUCGAAAUUUUUUUCGCUCCAGCUCCCCCACUUAGCCCCUGGCCGCU